Drosophila willistoni is the source of this 3474-nucleotide messenger RNA. RefSeq names its product fibroblast growth factor receptor homolog 2. NCBI's taxonomy places the organism in Eukaryota, Metazoa, Arthropoda, Insecta, Diptera, Drosophilidae. The record is from RefSeq and is a predicted model, not a curated record. The coding region runs from base 195 to 3443 and encodes 1082 amino acids. Gene Ontology annotation, molecular function: transmembrane receptor protein tyrosine kinase activity; ATP binding. Gene Ontology annotation, biological process: protein phosphorylation; multicellular organism development; cell surface receptor protein tyrosine kinase signaling pathway. Gene Ontology annotation, cellular component: signaling receptor complex. The transcript has 2 exons.
UUUUUGUGUUUUCUAUAGAAGGUGACUGCUGUUGGUAAUAAAAUAUUAAACAAUAAUAAUAAAUAAAUAAAAUGGGAGACUGCAAGAAAUAGUGAAAAGGUGAAUGCGAGAGAGACAGAGCAAGAAAAUAUUUGGCUAAAAGAAACAUUUCAUACAAACAAACAACUGAAGUUCUACCACUCAAAGAAAAAAACAUGCAAAAAUUGCUGAUCAUCGCCUGCUUGAGCAGCAUCUUCAAUCUGUUGUUGGCAGCCCCCACAGAUGAAUGUGAUUACAAGCAGCAUCGUUGCUUAAUCGAUGUCUUUGCCCUGCGUCGACAACAAACAAGCAGCAGACGAGUGCCCAGCGAUGUGGAUAUAACAUUGAAAUGCUUUCGUCCACAACGUAAAUGGUAUUACCAAGAUAAAUUACAGCAUGAAUAUCCUUUCUUACGUUUGAAUCGCAUACAACCCGAACAAUCGGGUAACUACAGUUGUUUGGAUGGUCAAAAUAAUUGGUCAAAUAUCACAUUAAUUGUUGGCCAUCAAGAGGCUGAAACUCUGGAUAAUGAUAUUGCCAGCAUCGAUAAAAUUCUACAUGACAAACAGGAGGAAGAGGAGCAGGAGGAGGAGGAGGCAGAAAAGGAAUCGGUGGAACAAUUAGAUUUUCGUCUAUUGAACGCAAAUCAAACACAAAGAUUACCUCGUCUAGCAGAAGAUUUGCCACAAGUUGUGCAACGUCCAGCUGAUAGUUUCUAUCAAUUCACUUGUCAACCGAAUACAAAUGAUGAGAGGCAACCAUUGAAUAUCACAUGGCUGCACAAUGAUAACCCCAUUGUCGUCUCGGGCGGACGAGGACGCAUAAAAAAGUUGAAAUGGUCACUGAAUGUGACCCAAUUGCAAGUGGAGGAUAGUGGCAACUAUUCGUGCCGCAUGUGCAAUACUUAUGGAUGCAUUGAAAGUAAACCCAGCCACCUGGAGGUCAUUACACGCACUCAUUUACCUCCCCAAUUGAAAGAGGGCUUGCCAAAGAAUGUAACCACAGCGCCGGGCGAAAAUGUCAAUUUCCAUUGUGAUCUAGAGGACUCCAAAUUGGAGACAAAGAUCACAUGGCGUCAUGUGAAGCCGCAUAUAGUGGAUAUCAAUCAGUUAAUUGAACAAUUAACCAAUCACCCCAUGGAAGUGAAUAAAAAUGUAGAGCAAAUGCCCACCAUACGAGAUCAUCCGCAUUUGCUGAGUCUCGGCAAUGUCCUGGACGAGGAUGAAGGCUGGUAUAUAUGCAUAGCAGAGAAUCCAGUGGGCAAUACUGUGGGUGCUGCCUACAUGGAAGUUAGUUCAGCUUUAAUUACCAGCAGCACGACAACAACAACCACAACGACCCCCACCAUUCCAGUGACCACCACUGAGGCCGACGAGGAUUCGGAUGAUAGUGCUGGCGAUAGCAUUGGCGAUGCUACAAACGAUGAAUCUCCGCCAGUUUUUCGUAAGGGAUUACUCCGGCAACAGCAUUAUGUGGCCGGGCAGACAAUCACUCUAAGUUGUCCAGUGGCCGGUAGAGCCACCAUCUCAUGGACAAGGAAUAAUAAUACUCUGAAUCGUCGUUUUGGUGGUAUUUUGCAAAAGAAAUGGAUGCUACGCAUACAGGAUGUCACCACAGAGGAUAAUGGCCUAUACACCUGCACUGUGUGCAAUACCAAGGGUUGCAUACGCUUCGAGUUCAAUGUGUGCGUGAUUGAACGUGUACGUUCCUCGCCGAUCAUAUCGCCAGUGCCGCAGAAUCAAACGGCCUAUAUCAAUGAGACAACGACCAUUGCUUGCUCCGUUUUCUCCGAUCUCCAGCCGACUGUCGAAUGGAUACGUGUUGUGCCAGGAAAUCACUCGAAGGCAAAUGUUGUGCCCAUCAAAUUGAACACUACUCAGGAUACGGAACAUUCGAAUGGCAUGUACAAUAUCACAUUGCGGCAUAUAAGCCUAGAGGAUGAGGGCUGGUAUACAUGCAUGGCCUCCAAUUCGCUGGGUACUAAAAAUGCCAGCUUUUAUUUGCGUGUCACCGAACGACCGCCCAGUAUCUAUACGGUGCGGCGUUCCCUAACUCCGGGCUUUGCUGUGGCCAUUCUGAUCAUAUUGACGUUCUUUCUCAUAGGCAGUCUUCUGAUUGUCUAUAUGCUGAGACGAUUGCGUCGCGAGAAAUUACUUAAACAUCGCAUCGAAACGGUCCAUCAGUGGACCAAAAAGGUCAUUAUCUAUCGCCCCGAUAGCGCCGAGGGUAAUUCCUGUUCGGCUGGUGAUCUUCAGAUGCCUGUGAUCAAGAUUGAGAAGCAACGCACCACAUUCUCGACCACGGGAUCGGGUUGUGCCGAUCCCUCGCAGGCAUUUAACGAAUAUGAAUUCCCAUUGGACUCCAAUUGGGAGAUACCACGACAACAGCUCUCGCUGGGCUCAAUUUUGGGAGAGGGAGCCUUCGGACGAGUGGUCAUGGCCGAAGCGGAUGGCCUGCCACGCAGUCCCAUUUCAGCUGAAACCAUUGUGGCCGUUAAAAUGGUCAAGGAAGAGCACACGGAUGCCGAUAUGGCCAGCUUGGUUCGCGAAAUGGAGGUCAUGAAAAUGAUUGGCAAGCACAUCAAUAUCAUCAAUCUGCUCGGCUGCUGUAGUCAAGGUGGCCCACUUUGGGUCAUUGUUGAAUACGCUCCGCAUGGCAAUCUGAAAGAUUUCCUUAAACAGAAUCGUCCUGGUGCUCCCAUGCAGCGGCGCAGCGAUAGUGAUGGCUAUUUAGAUGAUAAACUCCUGAUGACACCGCAACAGCAAUUGGGCGAAAAGGAGCUAACCAUGUUUGCCUUUCAAAUAGCCAGAGGCAUGGAAUACUUGGCCUCGCGACGGUGCAUACAUCGUGAUCUGGCUGCGCGUAAUGUAUUAGUUAGCGAUGGUUAUGUAAUGAAAAUCGCCGACUUUGGACUGGCCCGUGAUAUACAGGAUACGGAAUAUUAUCGAAAGAAUACCAAUGGACGUUUGCCCAUCAAAUGGAUGGCUCCCGAAUCGUUGCAGGAAAAGAAAUAUGAUUCACAAACCGAUGUUUGGAGCUAUGGUGUUCUGUUAUGGGAGAUAAUGACAUAUGGCAAUCAGCCAUAUCCGAACAUUAUGUCCGCCGAAGAGCUCUAUAGCUAUCUGAUCACAGGUCAGCGAAUGGAGAAGCCAGCGAAAUGUUCACUCAAUAUUUAUGUUGUGAUGCGACAAUGCUGGCACUUUGAAUCCUGCGCCCGUCCCACAUUCGCCGAACUGGUGGAGAGUUUCGAUGGCAUACUGCAACAGGCUAGCAGUAAUCCCAAUGAUGCUUACUUGGAUCUCUCCAUGCCCAUGCUGGAAACGCCGCCAUCAUCGGGCGAUGAAGAUUAUGGCUCCGAUACGGAUACAUACCAAGAGACUUCCCCGCUUAAACAUCCAUGUACCACCACCUAUAAGUUUAAAUAGUUAAACAUAAAUGUCGGUUAUAAAAAAUAUA